Messenger RNA from Thlaspi arvense, 576 nucleotides. Lineage: Eukaryota; Viridiplantae; Streptophyta; Magnoliopsida; Brassicales; Brassicaceae. The record is from the annotation of a GenBank genome assembly.
AUGGUAGUGCCGAUGUUCCUGAAGCUAGGAACCCUAGCUCUCCGAACUAUCUGCAAACCCAUCGCUAAUCGCCUCAAAAAAGAAGCUGGAGUUAGCCCUAGAUUCCGUCAGUUCAUCAUCAACGUUGCACAGGCGAAUCACAGAUUCACUACAAAGUUACAAAGGCGCGCUUCAGGCCGUGUCACUGAUGCAAUUAUUCGCCCUUUAAACGAAGAGAGAGCUGUUCAAGCCGCUGCAGAUCUUCUUGGGGAACUCUUAACCUUCACGGUUGCAGGGGCUGCUAUUGUCUAUGAGGUGCAGAGAAACGCCCGAGGAGAAGCUAGAAAAGAAGCGAAGCGACAAGGACUACUUCAAGAACUGAGACUCAAAGAUGAGAAGAUAGAGAAUGAUAUCCAAGAGUUGAAACAAAGAUGCAACGAGCUCGUUGAAGAGCUUUCUAAACCAAGAGAGCUUGCUGAAGAGCCUUCUAAACCAAGAGAGCUCGCUGAAGAGAUUUCUAAACCAAGAGGACUCGCUUGGCUCUUCAGCUUCAUGCAUUAUCCGAGUGCUCCUGAGAAAAUACAGCAGGAGAGCUAA